AGAAAUUGAUAGUUUGAGGUGUAAGGAAUGUAGCGAUCGGUUAAACUUGUUGGAAAGUGAAUAUCGUUGUUGGUGUUGUGGCGUUACACAGGCGGAGUCACUAGCAUCUGAAGUCAUCAACGAUCAGUGGCAGAAACGUGGUGUUUUGUGUAAAUACCAGCGGUUGUCCUGGCCGACUGCACAGCUAGCUUGCCAGACGAAAGACAGCUGCGUGAAACAACAACAUGGAUGCUAAACACUGACGAUCACAGUCAACUUCUGGAGGCUUCACAAAAGUUUGGGGACUUGGGACUCUCCCAUGUCAUCUGAAACUGGAGGCCGUUUUUGCGACGCAGCAGUGUACUUAGAGAUCAAGUAAAUGACAGAAAGACAAAGUAACUAAGAGGAAAAUCGAUUCAUUAACAAAUUUUGUACCUUUUUCGAUUUUUGUUUACAUUGAAGUUUAGUGAAAUUGCUACGCCGGCACAAUAUUGUGGACUUUCUGUAGUAUUUGCUCCAGACUAUUAUCAAUUUUAAAACAGUUACCUGCGCCCAAAUUGCCUUCUUCAACUCGUUGGGAAAAUACUAGGAGAAGUAUUCAGGUCAGAAAUCGAACAUCGAUUGAUUUACUUGGAGUGUGUGUCAUGUUCAACAUGUUAAGUGCUGUAUAGAUUGAGAUAUUGCAAACAAAUGAACCCAUGAUGGCAGCAAGGAAUCCAAACACAAGUCACGGCAGACCCGUGCCUGCCCCCAGAGUUCGACCUGGGUCAGGAAAACCUAUCCCCCCACAAAAACCAGGACCAAAUGUGGCCGCAGUUUUAACUGGUCAGUUACAGGGUGCCAUAGGCCCAAACCAACAACACAUGUCAGACAUGAAGGCAAAGACAGUUCUGAAAGAAGCUGUAGAUGCAGUGGUGAACAGUUUUGCAAAGCAUACGCAUGGCUAUGGCAGAGUGAAUGUUGUGGAGGCGUUACAGGAGUUUUGGCAGAUGAAACAGGCACGUGGUGCGGACCUGAAGAACGGAGCAGUGGUGGUGUACGAAUCACAGCCCUCCACAUCACCCCCCUAUGUCUGCUUCGUUACUCUCCCCGGGGGAAGCUGCUUCGGCAGUUUUCAGAAUUGCACAACAAAAGCUGAGGCAAGACGUAGUGCCGCAAAGAUCGCUCUGAUGAAUUCAGUGUUUAAUGAACAUCCAUCCAGGAAGAUCACUGAGGACUUCAUUCAGAAGGCUGUCACAGAUGCCCUCUCCUCAUUCAAGGGGCGUGUUGAGGAUGCUCACAACCCUAGCACUGGUAUUGGAGCAUUCAAGUUCAUGCUGGAGUCUAACCACUCACGCACCAUGCUGGAGUUCCAGGAACUGAUGACCGUCUUCCAGCUGCUACACUGGAAUGGCAGCCUCAAGGCCAUGAGGGACAGGAACUGUUCACGACAGGAGGUGCUGCUUCAUUACUCCAACAGGGCACUAGACGAUGACAUGCGUUCACAGAUGGCGCUGGAUUGGAUUGCACGCGAGCAGGAAAACCCGGACAUCAUCAGCCAGGAAUUGAAAAUUGCAGAACAGGAACUAGAGAGUGCCAGGCUUGCAGGGAGAGAACUCCGUUUCCCUAAAGAGAAGAGAGACAUUCUGAACUUAGCCAUGAGUCAGAUUGGACCAGCUGAGAGUAUAGCUUAGAGGUUUUACAUGUCAAAACUAGGAGCCACAUGCUGGCAGAGAGCUGUACAUGCAACAGAAUUACAAACUGCAGCAUUAGCAAGCCCUGUGUUAAACAGUACUGUGCUAUGCAUUUACUGAAUUAGUGGCAGUGGUGAGUAAAGGUGCUCAGCUAUUGUCCAAUCCCUGCUGGCAGGAUACGAAGGCUGACUGAAUAUCAGACACAAGUAGUGACCAUUUGUCCAUAACCAACUGUUAUCAGCUUUGCCUUAGUUUGCAUGUUAUACACAUCAGUGUUUGUGUAGAAAACUAAUAACGUUGGUUAACUAUUACAUGUCUUUUUCUGUUGGAUCUGACAAAACACAUUGAUUUGGAACAUAUUUGUGUUUUAACAUGCUGCCUGUACAGGUGAGAAGAGAUGCUUUGUGAAACCUCUGAGGGCUCCAUGUAAUGUGGUAUCCAGACUUAUCCUCAUGUAGCUCCAUCGGAAUGACACUUCAUGUGCAGUAUUAUAUCAUUUAGAGCCUGGGAACAGAUCUUGGGCAA
This is a messenger RNA of Liolophura sinensis, 2177 nucleotides long. RefSeq names its product protein limb expression 1 homolog. The record is from RefSeq and is a predicted model, not a curated record. Bases 678 to 1652 code for a protein of 324 amino acids. NCBI's taxonomy places the organism in Eukaryota, Metazoa, Mollusca, Polyplacophora, Chitonida, Chitonidae. The transcript has 4 exons. Gene Ontology annotation, biological process: autophagosome maturation. Gene Ontology annotation, cellular component: cytoplasm.